This is a messenger RNA of Equus caballus (horse), 1704 nucleotides long. Its product is annotated as solute carrier family 23 member 1. The record is from RefSeq and is a predicted model, not a curated record. Gene Ontology annotation, biological process: transmembrane transport. Gene Ontology annotation, cellular component: membrane. Gene Ontology annotation, molecular function: transmembrane transporter activity. NCBI's taxonomy places the organism in Eukaryota, Metazoa, Chordata, Mammalia, Perissodactyla, Equidae.
UUCCUUACGGCCCUGGGGGGCCUUGUGGCAGUGCCACUCAUCCUGGCCAAGGACCUGUGUCUGCAGCAUGACUCCCUGACCAAGAGCUACCUCAUCAGCACCAUGUUCUUUGUCUCUGGCGUCUGUACUCUCUUGCAAGUGCUUUUAGGAGUCAGGCUGCCUAUUCUCCAGGGAGGGUCAUUUGCUUAUGUGGCGCCCUCCCUGGCCAUGCUGUCCCUUCCUGCCUGGAAAUGCCCUGAGUGGACAGUCAAUGCCAGCCAGGUGAACACCAGCUCUCCUGAAUUCACCGAGGAAUGGCAGAAGAGGAUCCGAGAGUUGCAGGGCGCCAUCAUGGUCGCUUCUUGUGUCCAGAUUCUAGCCGGCUUCACAGGCCUCAUUGGCUUCCUCAUGCGCUUCAUUGGCCCCUUGACCGUUGCUCCGACCAUCUCCCUGGUGGCCCUGCCUCUCUUUCAUUCUGCUGGAAAUGACGCCGGGAUCCAAUGGGGGAUUGCCCUUGUGACCAUCAUCCUCAUCGUGCUCUUUUCUCAGUACCUGAAAAACGUUGCAGUGCCCAUACCCAUUUAUGGACGAGAGAAGAAGGGUCACACCUCUAAGUUAUACCUGUUUCAGGACUUCUGUGUGCUGCUGGCGCUCUGCAUCUCAUGGCUCCUCUGCUUCGUGCUCACAGUCACCAAUGCCCUCCCUGCGGCCCCCACAGCCUAUGGGUACCAGGCCCGCACCGACACCAAAGCCAACGUCCUCAGCCAGGCGCCUUGGUUUCGCUUUCCUUACCCAGGACAGUGGGGCCUGCCCACCAUCAGCCUGGCUGGGGUCUUUGGCAUCACGGCAGGGGUGAUCUCCUCGAUAGUGGAAUCAAUAGGUGAUUAUUAUGCCUGUGCCCGGCUGGUGGGGGCUCCACCCCCUCCGAAGCACGCCAUCAACCGUGGCAUCGGCAUUGAGGGACUUGCCUGCCUGCUGGCAGGGGCGUGGGGGACAGGAAACGGCACCACCUCCUUUAGCCAGAAUAUUGCGGCACUGAGUAUCACCAAGGUGGGGAGCAGAAUGGUGAUUGUCGCUGCAGGCUGUAUACUACUAGUGUUGGGAGUAUUUGGGAAGAUUGGGGCUGCAUUUGCCACUAUCCCACCACCUGUGAUUGGAGGCAUGUUCCUGGUGAUGUUCGGGGUCAUCGCUGCUGUGGGGAUUUCCAGUCUGCAGUACGUGGACAUGAACUCGUCCAGGAACAUUUUCAUCUUUGGCUUCUCCAUCUUCUGUGGGCUUACCAUUCCCAACUGGGUGAACAAGAACCCUGAGAUGCUCCAAACAGGGAUUCUCCAACUGGACCAGGUCAUCCUGGUGCUGCUGACCACGGACAUGUUUGUAGGCGGAUUUCUGGGCUUUCUACUGGACAACACCAUCCCAGGAAGUCCGCAGGAGAGAGGCCUCCUGACAUGGGAUCCAAUCCACGAGGAGUCUGAGGAGACUGCGAAGGUGUCAGAGGUCUACGGCCUCCCCUGUGGGAUUGGCACAAAGUUCUGCACUUCCUCCUAUACCCGGUACCUCCCCUUCUGGCCCAGACCGGAACAUCAUAGGAAAGGCUUCAAGAUUGUAGCAUCAACUCCUGUCUGAGUUUCCAGCCUGAUUAUCUGCCCUACAAAUUUCAGAUUUGCAGUCUCCACAAUUGUGUGAACCAAUUCCUUAAAAUAAAUCUUUAUACCUACACCUAUA